UGGUUAAUACAAGAGUGACUCAUUGAUCCAAUACACCCGAAAUUAAUUUGGCAAUAACUUUAGCCUACUUGGUCGCACGUUUUUGCCGUUUGUACCAUUGGAAAGCCCGAAAAAUUCUCAAUCCAAUGAAGUAAAAACCAUUGUUUUAGGAUAUCUAGUAGCCGAGUAAAACAAAAAAAUUACUUAGCGAUUCAUUUGUCCAAAAAAUAAUUAACACAUGGAAGGAAUAAGUUUGACCCACAUGGUCGCACGUUUUCACCGUCUAUACCAAUGGAAAGCCCGGAAAAUUCUCUAUCAAAUGAAGUAAAACUCAUUGCUUUGUGAUGUCUAGUAGCCGAGUCAGGCAAAAAAUUGCUUAGCAACGUAUUAACCAAAAACAGAUUUUUAAGCUUGGAAAAUGGCAAUAAAUUUGGACCACGUAAUUGUAGAGUCUUGCAGUUUAUACCAUUGGAAAGCUUGGGAAAUUGUCUAUCAAGUGAAGUAAAAGUCAUUGUUUUAUGAUGUUUAAUUGCCGAGUCAGGGAAAAAUUGCGUAGUGACUCAUUGAUCUAAAAAUAAAUUUCUACAUAAGACAGGAAUUUUAGCAAUAACUUUGGUCCAGAUAAUCGUAGACUUUUCGCGUUUAGACCACUGGAAAGCCCAGGAAAUUCUCUACCAGAUGCCAUAAAAAUGAUUGUUUUUUGAUAAUUAAUUACCAAGUCAAGUGAAAAAUUACCUAGUAAUUCACAGAUCCAGAAAAUGAUUUUUGCACCCGAAUGGCACAUUAAUAACUUUGGACCAGUUGGUCGUAGACUCUUCAGGUUUGAACAACUGGAAAGCUUUGUAAAUUCUCUACAAAACUUCCAAAAAUCGUGGUGUUGCAAUGUUUCGUUCUUACAAAAUUGCAUUUUCUUUAAUUUACGUCACACUUAACCUUUCGUUCGCUUUAUAAAUGGAAAACAAAUACGUCAACAAAUAUACUGAAAAUUUGCAUUUCCUGCAUUACACUUGAAUUAUUCUGACCCUGAACCUGACUGUAAUUCAAUCACCUGCAAAUCGAAAAGCUAUAUAAAGCAAAAUGACUCCAAUUGUCCGGUUUAAUCAAUCGUGAUGAAUCGGUACGACUUUGAGUAUGGAAAGUGGUUGUCGAGUGCACCACCCGACGAACAAGUCGUGAUUUCAGGAAUUUCGGGUAAAUUCCCCAAAUGUGAAAAUGUGACGGAAUUUUUGGAAAAUUUAGAAGAGAAAAAGGACAUGUUGACCGAAUCGAAGGAACGCUUCAAGGUCGAUCAUCCAGAAUUGCCACUCAAAGCCGGCCUUCUUCAGGGCAUUGACAAAUUCGAUGCGGGAUUUUUCGGAAUACACCAUCGCCAGAUCCAGACGCUUUAUCUGGGUUUGAGGAAACUCCUGGAAAUCACGACUGAAGCAAUCAUGGACGCUGGAAUUCAUCCAGAGGAGUUGAAAGGGAGCAAAACGGGAGUUUUUGUUGGUUAUUCCUGGAACGACUCUGAAGUUGAAGUUCUUGCCAAAGUAACCGAACCACAACAGUUUGCCAUGACUGGUUUGCUACGAAGUAUGGUGGCACAUCGUCUCAGUUAUUUUUUCAAACUGAAGGGCCCAAGCCACAUUUGUGAAACGGCGUGUAGUAGCAGUCUAGUGGCCCUUGACCACGCCCUUAAGGCCCUAAGGAGCGACCAAUGCGAAAAUGCCAUCGUUGCCACGUGUCAUCUGACCUUUCAUCCUGCCGUCACGGUGCAAUUUUUCCGCUUGGGUGUUUUAAGCCCUGACAGCAAAUGCAAAGUUUUCGACCAAGAAGCCAACGGUUACGUCCGUUCCGAAGCAAUGAGUUGUCUAUUUUUGCAAAAAUCGAAAAACGCGCGCCGAAUUUACGCAAAAAUCCUCCACUCCAAAGAAAACAGCGAUGGUUUCAAAUCAGGGGGAAUCACCUUCCCUUCAUCCCCCAUCCAAGGCCAACUCCUCAAAGAGAUGUACGCCGAAAGUGGGAUUAAUCCCAACGAAUUGAGCUAUUUCGAAGCUCAUGGAACCGCAACUCGUGUCGGAGACGUGGAAGAAGUGAACGCAAUUGACACAAUCCUUGCACAGAACCGUACCGAACCGCUCUACAUCGGUUCGGUUAAAUCAAACAUCGGGCAUUCGGAGCCCGGUUCUGGACUCUCCUCCCUCAUCAAGGUUAUUUUAUGCAUGCACUCGGGUUACUUGCUACCUAAUAUCAACUAUAACCGAGUCAAGCAAAACAUAACCGGAAUUGUGGAUGGCCGGUUAAAGGUUGUAACCGAAAAAACGCCCCUCCACAGUCCGAACGCUAUUGCUGGAGUUAGCAGUUUUGGAUUUGGUGGAAGUAACUGUCACGUGAUUGUACAGAGAUGGGGGGAGGAUGUGGCACAGACAGAUGGCAUGCCACGAUUGGUUUGUGUGAGUGGAAGGACGGAAAUGGCAGUUUGGGGGUUUUUGAACGAACUCAAAAGCAAACAUUUUGAUGUUGAAUUUGUGGCACUUGUUCAUCAUGUUUUCAAACACGAAUUCUCGGAACAUCCGUUCCGAGGAUUCGUUGUUUUAGGCGAAAAGGGGCCUCUGAGUGAAUCAGUACGGCCCUGCCCACUUGAAAAAGUACCACUGUUUGUUAAAUUCGGACCAAUGGAUAAGUCGUACCAAACUGUGGGGCGGUACUUCUUAAAAUUUCCGGUCUUUGAACAGACGAUUCGAAGAAUCGGUACUCUUCUGGGCAAUGACCAAAUCAUCGAAACACUAAAAGGAUACAAAAACCAGGUUAAAGACCCAACUUUACUAUCUUCCUACGUCCAGUUAGGAAUUAUAGACGUACUAAAAGUACUAAAAAUUGAUGCCAAAUUGAUUUUGGAUGGCUCUAAAGCAAAACUCAUAUCACAGUACUACCAAAACUCGUCCCUUGAGACAAUCCUUGAGCGGAUUAAAUCUCAGGAAACGUCAAACGGUUUCGAGAGACUUGACGUAGUACCAAAACAUUCACUCGUGUGUGAUUUCACAGAUUCUGGCCCUUUUGGUACUAACCCUGAGCAGUUUUUGGAGUUUUUGGGCCGAUUGUACCUAAACAAUUACAACCCCCAAAUAUGGCAAUUAUACCCCCAGGUAAAGUUCCCCGUCCGGCGUACUACUCCAUUUUUGUCGCCUUUGAUCAAAUGGAACCAUGAGACCAAAUGGCCGAUUCCAGAAUGUAAAAUUCAAGCCGAAAAAUUAACAGUUUCAGUGGUAUUUAACUUGGAGGAAGAAGCCGAUAAGUAUAUAGAAGGACACGUAAUUGAUGGUCGAAAUUUAUUCCCCGCCACUGGUUAUUUGUACCUAAUUUGGGUGAUUUACGCUGAAAAUCAUCUAACACGUUCAGCCAAACUUGCCCCGGUUGUUUUCACAAAUUGUAAAUUUAUUCGAGCAACGAUAGUACCAAAAAUUGGGUUUUUGAACCUUGUGGUUUCCAUACAACGUGAAAGUGGGUUUUUCGAAAUAAUGGAGAAUGAUACCAUUGUGGUAACGGGACGAAUUCAAGCUCCACAAGACUUGAAACCGUUUAAAAGUACCUUUAAAGUUGUGGAAAACCAAUCAGAGGUGGUACUUGAUCAGUACGAUAUCUACAAAGAGUUACAUUUGAGAGGUUACGACUACACAGGGUUGUUCAAAAACCUAGUCAAGUGUAACACUGAGGCGACUUGUGGAGUACUCAAAUGGGACAAUAACUGGGUUGCGUUCAUGGACACAAUGUUACAAAUUAAAAUCCUCCAAAUGGACACGAGAGAUCUUUACGUUCCUGUUGGUAUUAAUAAACUUGUAAUUGACCCAAUUGAACACUUGCGAAUUAUUGAUCAAGUGGGCCAAGUGGUACCAAUCAACGCCUACAAGAACAAUAACUUGAUUAAAUCAGGCGGGAUUGAAAUUUCAGGACUUUAUGCUAGUCCUAUUUCAAAACGCAAACAAAUUCUAGAACCGGUACUCGAAAAGUAUGUUUUUGUCCCAAAUAGUGGUACCAUGGACUUGAGUACCAUAACACGUGUAAAUACUCAAAUUAUUCUCGAAAAUACGAUGGAGGAACUGUUCAAAGCGGUCGAAAUCGUUGAUGAGGUGGUACCUGAAACCCUUCUAAUGCCUUUGAUUUACAACGCAUUAGAGGACGUACCAGUGGUGCACCCCAACUUGAUCAUUUCCACAAAACAUGUCUUGGAAGAAGUACCAGGUGUAAAAAUCGAAAAUUAUAGUCUAACAAACGAAAGUAACUUAUCCCUGAUUGUGGGUACCAAAAUCCUGUCACGUUCAACGGUACUACAAAAGGUUUUAACCAGUUUGAGCAAAACUGGCUAUAUUUUAAGCCGCGAAGAUGUGAAUUUUAGUCCAAUUACGAAUGUAGUCACUGUCACGACUUAUAGUACCACUAGCGGCGAAAAAUUGGUACUUUGUAAGAAACUAGAACCUGUUAAGAGUCACAAUUUUGUAAAGAUUAGCUCGGAUAAUUUCAAUUGGGUCCAAGAAAUACAAAAGUUACCACAUGAUAAUUUGGUACUUUAUAGUGAGUACCCUUGUGACGGUACUUUAGGUUUGAUCAAUUGUUUGAGACGCGAGCCUGGAGGUGGUCGCAUCAUUUGUGUCUUUAUGAUGGACAAAGCUCCAGUUUUUGAUUCACUAGACCCAAUUUAUAGCCAACAAAUUGCCAAAAAUUUAGCUGUCAGUGUUUAUAAAAAUGGUACUUGGGGGACGUACCGACAUUUACGCCUUGAGGAUUCACUGGAGGUUUUGAGGGAACAUUCCUUUGUGACGUGUGGUUCCAGAGGUGACUUAUCAACACUCAGAUGGGUCCAAGGACCUUUAACUGUGAAUAGUGACCUAGAUUUGGUCAUUAGUAACUAUUGUGCCAUCAAUUUCAAAGAUAUUAUGACUGCUUCAGCUAGGAUUACUGUAACUCUUGAUCGGAUCAAUCAGGAAAAUAUCGAAGGUAUUGAGUUUAGUGGGCGCAAAAAUAGUCAAAAUGUGAUGGGGAUUAUUUCAAAUGGGGCCCUGUCGACUUUAAUUGCUUCCGAUCCAAAUUUGACUUGGGUGGUACCACCUCACUGGUCUUUAGAAGAUGCAGCAACAGUUCCGGUGGUUUACGCAACUGUGAUUUAUGCGCUUUUAAUGCGUUCGAGUUUGAAUGCUGGUACUUCAAUUCUGAUCCAUUCUGGUACUGGUGGUGUAGGUCUGGCGGCCAUUAAUGUGGCACUUGCCCACAAAUGCACCGUUUUUGUGACUGUUGGUACCAAAGAAAAACGUGAUUUUCUCAAGAAAAACUUUCCGGAAAUUAAUGAGAGGCAUAUUGGAAAUUCCAGAGACGUUUCUUUCAAAGAAAUGAUUUUGAAAGAAACUCGAGGUCGUGGCGUUGAUGUUGUUUUGAAUUCUUUAUCUGAAGAGAAAUUGAAAACUUCGGUCCAGUGUUUGGCACGAGGUGGCAAAUUUAUGGAAAUUGGCAAAUUUGAUUUAGUUAAUAAUAAUUCGCUUCAACUUUUAUUGUUGGAGAAGGAGGCAAGUUAUCAUGGGAUUAUGUUGGAUACUUUGUUUAAGGAAACUAAAGAGCGGAAAACUGGGCUUUGGUUAAAAGUUGAUGAAGGGUUAAAAAAGGGUUACAUUAAACCGUUGCCAAGAACGGUUUUUGAAAGUAAUAAAGUUGAGACUGCCUUCAGGUAUAUGAUGAGUGGUACUCACAUUGGUAAGGUUUUAUUAAAAGUACGAGACGAAAGUACCGAUAAACCAAAGCUCAUAAAAGCAUACCCAAAGUUUUAUUGUGAUCCCAAGAAAUGUUAUAUCGUAAUUGGUGGUUUGGGCGGUUUUGGGUUAGAAUUAACCGAUUGGUUGGUCUUGAGAGGAGCUCGAAACCUCGUCUUAACUUCAAGAACUGGCGUCCAAACCGGUUAUCAAACGCAACGAAUCAAGAUCUGGCAAUCAUACGGCGCUCGAGUCAACAUUUCCACAAUCACCAUUUCGUCAAAAGACGAUUGCGUCAAAUUGAUUCAAGAAGCCACAAAGUUGGCUCCAGUUGACGCAAUUUUCAACCUCGCUGUUGUCCUAAAGGACGAAUUAUUCGAAAACCAAACCGAAGAAAAUUUCCGGAUUUCUCUCACACCGAAAGCUUUCGCCACCAAAUAUCUGGACCAAGUCUCGAGAGAUUUGUGUCCGAAUUUGCGAUUUUUCGUCGUGUUUUCGUCCGUUUCCUGCGGACGUGGAAACAUAGGACAGAGCAAUUAUGGCAUGGCCAACUCGAUCAUGGAGCGAGUUUGCGAAAAAAGAAAAAGUGAAGGGUUUCCAGCCUUGGCCAUCCAAUGGGGAGCAAUUGGAGACGUCGGCCUUGUUGCCAAAAUGCAAAAAGACAACAAGGAACUAGUGAUUGGAGGAACUCUCCAACAGAAAAUCUCCAGCUGUCUUAACGUCAUGGACCGUUUCCUAAACCAAGACAAUCCAGUGGUUUCGUCAAUGGUUGUGGCAGAAAAACGCGAUAAGAGACUCGGGAGUGGCAGUGCGGUCGAUGUUGUGGCCACAAUUUUAGGAAUCAAAGACUUGAAAACCAUCAGUCACCACUCGACUUUGGCCGAACUCGGAAUGGACUCAAUGAUGAGUACCGAAGUUAUGCAAAUCCUCGAAAAAGAUUUCGAAAUUUUUAUCUCGGCCAAAGAAAUCCGAAACUUAACUUUCACAAGAUUGAAAGAAAUGGGCAAAAAUUCGCCAAACCAAGACCAAAACAAGCAGAAAUUGUCCCAAGGAACCAAAACCCUAAUCAAAUUUAUUCCAGAGAAUUGUGACGAAACUCUUGUUACCAUCCCAAGUUUAGGUACCACCACGUCCAAGUCACUAAUUUUCGUAUUCCCAGGGAUUGAAGGAGUGUUAAAAUUGCUCGAUCCCUUGACCACUAACUUAAAAUCGCGACUUUUGGGAGUUCAGUACUCUUACAAAAAUCCCGAAAGUACCAUUCGGGAAACAGCGAUUAAAAUUCUACCACUGAUUGAACGUCAAUUAACUGCGAAAAACUUCAAUUUUGUUGGUUAUUCGUUCGGUGCCUUGGUAGCACUAGAACUAGCCCAACUACUUGAAGAAAAAGGUUUUGUUGGUAAAAUAGUGGCACUUGAUGGCUCCCCUCACUACACCAAACAAUCAAUUCAACAUUAUGCACCUGGAGAAAGCGAAGCUGAAACCGAAACUAUGCUACUUUACAAUAUUUUAGGCACGGUACUACCACUUGACUUGCUCGAAAAAUCCAAAACUGAUUUAAUAAAGUGUUCAAAUUUUGACGAACGUAUUAAUAGAGCCGUUUCGUUGAUUCCUGAAGAUUUAGCAGAAAAACAUAAAUUGGAAAAACAAGCUGCUGUCACACUUCAUCAAAGGUUUAAAGCGGUUCGUUGUUACACUUUUGGUGGCGAAAAAAUCAAAUCUUUCGUCAAAUUGUACAAAGCUGAAGUACCAUUAGUUGGUGGUAUGGAUGAUGAUUACAAGUUGGCACAACUGUGUGACAACAAAGUCGAAGUUAUGACAGUUGGAGGUGACCAUACGACAAUGCUGGAACAAGGCGAACUCGCAAAUGACUUGAAUAAAAUUUUUGAAGAGUAA
Tribolium castaneum (red flour beetle) is the source of this 7586-nucleotide messenger RNA. RefSeq names its product fatty acid synthase. The transcript has 14 exons. Gene Ontology annotation, biological process: fatty acid biosynthetic process. NCBI's taxonomy places the organism in Eukaryota, Metazoa, Arthropoda, Insecta, Coleoptera, Tenebrionidae. The record is from RefSeq and is a predicted model, not a curated record. The coding region runs from base 1089 to 7586 and encodes 2165 amino acids. Gene Ontology annotation, molecular function: oxidoreductase activity; fatty acid synthase activity.